This is a messenger RNA of Nicotiana tabacum (common tobacco), 567 nucleotides long. Lineage: Eukaryota; Viridiplantae; Streptophyta; Magnoliopsida; Solanales; Solanaceae. The record is from RefSeq and is a predicted model, not a curated record.
AUGAGGAAUAUCAAGGAAGCACAGUUCCCGAGGCCAUUGAGAUCCGAUACCAUCCAGAGGGAUCCUAAUCUAUGGUGUGGGUAUCAUGGGACUAACAGACACCGGACUAGGGACUGCCGACAUCUACACGAGGAGGUGGCAACGUUGUUGAAAAAUAGUCAUCUUAGAGAGUUCUUAAGUGAUCGGGCUAAAAAUAAUUACGGCCGCAAUUGGGAUAAUGCAGAUCCCUCAAAGAUAGCAAAAAUGACAAAGGUGUUGGUGACUCAUAGCAAAAGAAUCCGAGAAGUCGCCGAGGACGACAUCACAUUCAUAGAAGAAGACGUCGAUGUACUUCUGUUACCGCACAAUGAUGCCUUGUUAAUUUCUCUUAGUGUUUUAGAUUUUAAAAUUAAACGUGUUUUGGUGGACCCAGAAAGUCCAGCCAAUAUAUUUCAAUGGAGAGUGAUGGAGCAAGCCAAGAUAAUUGGAAGCAUCAUUCCGGCCACAAAGCUCCUUGCCGGGUUCAACUUAGCAAGUGUGACAACCCGAGGGAGAUCUUGCUGCCUACAAAUGCCGAAGGGGUCAUGA